AUGGGCGCUUCGAUCAUCAACCUGAGUUUCUAUAAUAAAACCGCGAUAUACUGCUGCGGCACGCCAAUCAUCGAUGGCGACAAGAUCGUCUGCCCCGAUAAUCCUACCUCUGGCUUCGAAGUCCCUUCAGGCUGGCCUAUUCCCGGUCGCGCACUGUUGGCCAAUUCUACAUUACUCGACGCAAUCGCAACAACAACUUCACCAUCUGCAACAGCCUCUGUCUCAACCUCGUCCUCGCCUUCAUCCGUACCCCCAUCUUCAUCAAACUCAACGGCCACUUGCAGUACAUGCCAUGAAACCGCAAUCGGCGCCGGAGUGGGGGCACCACUUGGUGCGAUCGCUUUGUUCUCGAUUAUCUGGGCGCUAUUUGAGCGGCGACGGGCACUCAAGGGACGAGGAAUGGCGCCAUCUGCCGGCACACCAUUCGGUGGCCCAUAUACAAACCUGCGCGAUAGAAGGAAUCGUCCGGUAGAGUUGGACAAUGUGUAUCGGGUACCGGAACUUCCCAGUUCAAUGGACAGCCCGUCCGAGAUCAUGUCAAAGGGCAGCGUGAAGUAA
Molecule: messenger RNA, 558 nt
Organism: Penicillium subrubescens
Lineage: Eukaryota; Fungi; Ascomycota; Eurotiomycetes; Eurotiales; Aspergillaceae
Exons: 1
Coding region: 1-558 (185 amino acids)
Source: RefSeq, a predicted model, not a curated record